This is a messenger RNA of Nelumbo nucifera (sacred lotus), 704 nucleotides long. RefSeq lists its product as uncharacterized. The record is from RefSeq and is a predicted model, not a curated record. Gene Ontology annotation, biological process: translation. Lineage: Eukaryota; Viridiplantae; Streptophyta; Magnoliopsida; Proteales; Nelumbonaceae. Gene Ontology annotation, cellular component: mitochondrial large ribosomal subunit; ribosome. Gene Ontology annotation, molecular function: structural constituent of ribosome.
ACUUUGAACCUGUUAGCAGUGUGGGCAGAGAGGCGGCCGAAGGUGCUGCCGAUACCCAUACGGGAUACGGCCAUGUGGAGCAAAACCCUAGCGCGGACUGGCACUUCUCUCGUUGGUCGGUUGUUCAGUCAAGUGCUUCAUGGGAAACCAAGUUCAACUCAAAGCCUCUUCUUGCAGAGCUCUCGAAUACCUCCCCAGCUUUGUCCUUCGUCUUCCAACUUCGAUACCUCUUUCCAUUUGCUGGAAUGCAGUGGUGGGGCCUCGGAGAAGGUAGCUUCUGAGGCUUUUCUGUAUCCAUGCGGGCUUCCCUCUCUUCGGUUCUUCUUACCAGAUGGAGAAGGCUCUUCCAGUGCAACAAUGCUCUUGCUUCCCAAAAGAACAUACCAACCCAGCCACAUCAAGCGUAAGAGAACCCAUGGAUUCUUUGCUCGCAAGGAGACGAAGGGUGGACGGAAAGUGAUUGCUCGAAGAAUUGCAAAAGGACGAGCAAGAAUCACUCCAUGAGAAAAUUUGUUUUUUGUUUUUUUUUUUGGGUUGGACAACCAUCUCAUAAUUUGUUCAUGAAGAAGCCAACGAGAAGUCUGUGCUUUACGGUGGUUCUGCUUACAAUUACAUAGCCCUGUUCUUUUCCUGGCUUUUAUUUGACAAUGCAGGAAUUCUUUUCUACCGAAAUGUAGCCGAAGAUUAGUCCUUCUUAUUUGACA